GCGGGGCGACCAUAGAGACGAAGAGGCGGCGGCGGCCGGAGCGACCCCGGGCUCUCGGCUCCGCAGGCUCAGGUAGACUUGGAGGCUACGGGGCAGUGGCUGCAGAGGCUGGGCUGGCGGGGCGAGCGCGGGCCGCGGAGCCGACCUGAGGGGUGAGCCGUUUGGUGUAAAAGACUUGACUCCAUAUCUGCAUCUGCCCCCAUGCUGUCAUCCGGCGUAGAGACCCAGCCCGUUCCACUCGAUUCCUCCAUGUCUGCCGAGGUGCAGGAAUUAUACUCUGAACUCCCAGUGAGUGUCUCCAAAGAGCUUCAUGCUGACCCUGAGCCAAGUGCGAUUCCAGAUGUAAAACCUGGAGCCUCAAGCUCUCGUAUAAGUCAGAGUAGGGCAGUGCCCUUGGAGCUGCAGAGGACUCCUGUGGAAAGUUGUCGCGAAGAAACCCCUGAGACCUUGGACCAUGGGGGUGAGCCUGGGCGGUGUGGGCUGGUGGACCCCACAGCAGAAGGUUCUGUGGCUUCUGGGAUCUUGGAUAGGGAAGUGAAAGCCAACAGCAUGGAGCAAAAGGUCUUCAGAGAUGGAGGGGACCAGGCGGAGAGUGUAAGAGACCCCUGUGAGGGAGCAAAGGAAGACACACGUCAAUAUUCCACAGCUGCUGAAGAGAAGCUCUGCCCCAGCCAGGAGGACCUCCUGAUGCAGGCAAGCAAAGAACAUCUAUGCACGGACCUCCCUGAAGAUGGUCUGAGGAACAAAGAAGGAAAUGUACAAAUUACAGCUGAAACUCUGCUAAAAUCUACUGAGGAAGUACAAGGUAUGAAGGUCAGUGGGACUAAGACGGAUAAUAAUGAAGGACAUGAGAAUGGCCAUGUAAGUAAAGGUCUCUCAGCUGGGUGCAGCGGAUACCCAGAAAUAGACAAAAUCACGACCAGUGGUGAGGUUUCAGAGACUAGCACAUUAGUUUCCCUAGAGCCUUUAAACUCUGUGGACCCUGGAUUAAUAGAAGCAACUAAAGAAAAAGAAUGUGAAGAACUAAAAACCUGUCCUCCUUGGUUGUCAUUAUUACCAGGGAAGAGUGCCAUUUCCAAAGUGGACGAAGGAAAGGAAGAGUUGUGUACAUUAAAACUUGUCAGUGAAGCAGAUGACAAUCGCCAACAGGUUCCUGGCCACCAUAGUGAGAGACACAGUUCUGCACAUGGUAGUCCCAAAGCCAUGAGAAAGGUGGUUAUUGUAGAACCCUUAGAAGAAAAUUCUGAAGUUUCACAUUUCACAUCAUGUUUGUCUGGUCCAGAAUGCAGAACAGCAUCCUCAGAAAAGUGUGGUUUUGAUGGUGAUAGCUUGCCAAAGGGAUCUGCUAAAAAGACAGACAGUUCCUGUUUUGAUGGGGACGAUCAAAGCAAGAACUUGGCUUCUAGAGAAGAAAAUGAACAGCCUUUGAACCCCAGGAGUGAAAGAGAGGAACUGUUUCUUGUUAAUGCCAGGCAAGCAGAAGAGGAUGCUAGUGGUCACUAUUCUGGAAAAAAAGAGGCUGUUGACUUCCCCAAAGAAAAUAUCCAUGAUCACUACUGCCCUCACGGCAGUAUCCAUACAGACUGCUCUAGUUCUUUAAUGCCUAAUUCUUUUACUGAAGCCACGGAAAUAAUGUUUAAAAAAAAUGAUUUAAAAAUCACUUUAGACAUUCAAGAUAACUUGGCAAAUCAUGAGGACCAUAGAGGAACUUUUGCUAAUAUAAGCUAUCCAGGCACACACUCUGAAGAGAACCAUUUUUCCUUCUCGAUGCAGAUUGAAGAGCCAGAACAGACAACCACUAUAGAGCCUGGUAUGUUAAGGGAAAAGAUUUACAGUAAAGACUCUGACUCCUUAGUCAGCACCCAGAGAAAUCUGGAAGGCAGCACCCAGUUAAAUGAAGCAUCACAUGAUGGAUUUCUGAUUGAAAGAAUAUCCCCUGUGAGUUUAAUGCUAGAGGACCAGAUAAGUUCUAUAAAUGAGGUGUUGAAACCCAAGAAAGACAUUGCUCCGUUACUGCCAGCCCUAGAAUUUGAUGACAGACCUGAGUCAGAAAUAGCUGUACAGAACUCCCAGGACGAUGGUCCCCAUUUAGAGAAACAGAGCGCUGCAUGGGAGGUGAAUGAACUUCCUUAUGCCAACGAACUAGUUGUAAACAAAAUAGGAAGUGAAUGUGUUUUAAAUCAAGUGUCCCUUAAUUCUCAAAACCAUGUGAAGUUGCCAACUGACAAAGAGAUGCCUGUAGCAGCGAGCGUGGGCUCCCAACAGAGCCAGCACCCUCCGUCAGAGGAUGGAGCAGAUGUCACUGCUGGUACCCAGACUGUUCCUAUAAAGACAAAAAUGAAAGACAUCUCUCCACCAGGUGACAGAACCUGUGGUGCCUCUUCAAACAAUCCCACCUUAAACAGCAAAUCAGAAAGCCUAGAAAGAAAAACUGAAACAGCUGAUUCAGGAGCAGAAGGUCUGCAUUCCAGACUUCUCUCAAAUCAGAAAGAAGCAGCAGGCUUGCCUCAAGAGGUCUCUGCCAUGGAAUGUCAAAGCAUUCAAUCUCGGGAUCUCUCUAGCUGCCCUUGUGUAAGAAAAAACGUCCCAGAGGAGAGCGCGUGUUCUGCCCAUGCUGCCCUGGAGCCCAGCGAAACCAUCCUGGGAGUUGAGAACUGUCUGAUAACCAAGUAUGAAAAUGCAUUUCAGCACAGCGAUCACCGCCCCCAAGGGAGAGAAGCCUCCGUGGAAAGUUGCAUCCAUAAAGUGAGUUGUACAUCGGCGGAAAGUGAGCCAGAUGGGGGAGAAACUGAAGGCAGGCUUCCAGGAGGUAAGAUCAGAAACGAAAUGACGGCAGGCAUGUUAAAUAGUGAAGCUCCAAACAGGACCAUCCACUCCACCUGUCACAUCCAUCCCAGCGAGGAAGGGCUAGAAGAAGAAGAACAGGACACACCCAAAGAGACUGUGUUUUGUAAACAUAACAUCUGUGAUUGUGCCGCACAGGAAUUAAACCAACCUGCAGACAUUCCAAGUCCUGAAAAAUUGUUGGACCAGUUUCCUACUGUUAUGUUCCCCGGUGUUAAAAACAUGAACCAAGCAGCUGAAACUCCUGAGCAGAAGGCAGAUGAAGCCCUCGGCUGCCAGAGUAACCCAAACAGAUCCAAUGAAUGCAGAAGUGAAGAUAACCCAGCUAAGGAGACACUAGGCAGCGACCAGAGAGAGGUGGUCACAAUACCUAAUGGAGAGGUGAGCCAUAGCCUGAAGGAUCUGCCAGUUGGUUCAGGCAAUAACAGCUCAUCGUCUGGUGGAAGCCUGAAGAAAGGGGCCUUUGAAAGGAUUUCUGGUUGUGAGGAGCCCAUAGACGGUAUGGCAGACAUGGUCUCCACAGGCUGUAGUGUUAAGGACACAGAAGGCGUUCUGGACAUAAGGGCGUCUAGUACUCUUGAUGGGGGUGCAAGGCAGGAUGGGCCAGUGUUAAAGGAAACCUCAAGGAGUGUGCUGUCACAAAGAGGAGAGCCUAUUGCUGCAUUUAUGGGAAGGAUGGACCAGGAUUCAGAUUCCCAAGAUGCUGCUUCCUCGACAGCAGACUCUCUCGAAAUUAAAAAAUCACGUGAAGAGAAAGUAUGCAGAUUGUUAAAAGACUGUGAAAUGGAAGUGUGUCCAGACUCUUGUGCCCCUGAGACAGGGUCUGUGGCAGAUCAUAAACCAAAUGUAAGAGUAUUGGAUAGAAUAAAUGUGUCUUUAAAUUAUAUUCAUCUUGAACAGCAAGCUAAAGAAGCAUCUCUGAGAGAAACACAAGGGAUGAUUGAAGGAUCAAGACUAGAAAUAAAUUCUGAGCACGACAAGGGAAACGCCAUUGGAAUUUCCUCAGAAGAACUGACAUCUUCUGGACACCAAGAUGAGAACUCUGUUCCCCCGGGAAGCCUGAAAUCCAAUGAGAUAAUUCCUUUGUAUCCGUUGUCUCAAGAAAAAUCAGAAACAAUUAUGAAUAGUGAGGAAACUGACCUGAAAAACCUUUUUAAACCAAAACAUGGUGAAAUGCCCUGUGAGAAUGUAAAGGACUGCAUGGUCCUGCCUGAGAUGAAAGGAAGAGCACCAAGGGAUAAGAGUAAUCCUAGCAAAGAAAGCGGCACAGCCCUCAUUGCGGAAAGUUCGCCUUUGACGAUGGAAACAGAAACCGAAGUGAAAAGAGAAGAAACUACAGGACACCAGAGGGGACCACGGGGUCAGUUUCCUGCUGUGGAGGAGUCCGAAGAGAUGACUGUCAGAGAAGGUGUUCAUGGUGAUAACAUGAGCCAGGUGUCUCAGACCCAUCUUAAACCCCCGAGGGUGCUGCGUGUUGCUGAGGACCAACAGAGCCAGAAGGUUUCGGACUACAAGGAAGAGGAACAGAUGCAUCAAAAAGAAGCACAUGCAGCUUUGGAACGAUGCACAUCAUCUAAUAUGUUGUCAGAUGAGGCGCAAAGUAAGAGCCAACCUAAGGAUUGCAAAGCUGAGCCCACCGUGGUGAAAAAUAUCACCCUAGCAAAGCCAGCCACAGGCGGCGACACUGCUGCAGGGUUUCAGAAGCUGAAAGACCCAAAGGAGGAAAGCUUGUGUCGCCCAUCAAAAAAGGACAUUGAGUCCUGCGCAGGCCCUUGCCUCCAUGAUGUCCCCCGGAAAGCACAAGACCCCAACUCCGCUGGGCGUGAUGAACUACACGGUGCCUUUGGGAACACUUCACAUCAGAAAGGAGUGCUUCCCUUAAAGAAGCAGCCCCACCGAACGUGUAAGAAAGUUUCCUGCCAGGAGCUAGUCAACAUGGGGAGGAAAAUAAGUAAAAUCAGAAAUUCUACAUUUUUAAAGAGCUCCUCUGAAACCAUCCCCACAAACGCAUACAGAUUUCUCAGUUCACAUACUGUGUCUGCACCCACGCAACUGGAACCUGAAACAGCCCCUGCCAGGAGCCUUGUUAGCCACGUACCAAAGCAGAAGGCCACUCCAGGCCAGCCCUCGCGUAGCCUGAAUGUUCGGAAGCCUACCAAAGAAUCAGCCUUAUUCAGCAAGCUGUCCAUCCUUGCCUCCAGACUGGCCCCAGCCACGAAGACCCAGAAGCUGCGGUAUCGGCGGUGUUCCUCUGACCUUCUUCCAGUGGCUAAAAGCUACAAGCGGCUCAGAUACAAAAGGCUCCUGGAUGGGUUUUCCUACAGCACAACACAGCUGAAUCCAUGGUUGGCACAUAGUGAUUGGGACAGGAGGCCUAACAGUAAACCCUUGACGCUUUAUUCGCUCGAAGCCAUCAAAAUGAGCUUCAUAGAUUUGAGCGACAAGAUGCCAUCCCUGUUGUUUGGUUCCGAAAUCUUCCCAGUAUCCUUUCACGUGAAGUCGGGCUCCGAGUGCGGGACCGAGUCCCCAAGGACUUUUCCCGAGCACUGUGCACCCGCGAGGCUCGCCUUAGGGGAGGCCCGCCGGUGCCCGUCUUCACCUCCCAAGUGGACCUUCUCUUUCUUCUUGGCCCACGACUGCCCUGGGGUGGCCAUGUUCAGGGAAGACCCUGGCCUGUACUGUCAAGCAGGCGCCCAGCCUCCACUGCAGCCUCCAGUUCCUCUCCAAGACCAUGGAGCCACCACCAUAGUCCAGACCAGAGCGGGCUGCUCCGUCCUUGGCCUUCACACACUCCUAGCACUUUGUUCCCCAGGAUGUUACCGAAUCUGGACCAAAAAACGGAGCUGCUCUAGCCACAUGCCCACCAUGCAGAGGCUCUUCCUGACCCAGUUUACCCAGGGUCUGAAAGGGUUACGGUCUCCCACCUCCAUAGCAGACAAGGUCUUCUGUUCUCUGCCCUACUCGGUGGGCCGAGUCCUGUCCAUUUGGAGCCAGCACGGGCCUUCUGCCUGCCCCUUCGAAAUCUCUGCUCUUGAUUCCUCUCACAGCAAGCGGCAGCCACCUCUGGGCACCAUGAGCAGCCACACUGCGUUACCGUCCGUGCCUCUUCCGGACCUGGAAGCUGCUUACAGCACCAGCGGCAGUCAUGUGAGGCUAGAGCCUCCAUUCCCUGCCUUGGUACCAAAGUCUCGCUUGGUAACAGACUCAGCUGUCAGCAAGCUCCUGCUUUCAGCCUCCGAGUUCCCGGUUCCUGGAUUUGAUGAGCUGGAUGGUGUGACAGCCCCGUGCCCCCGACCACAGAGCAGCCCCCCAGAACAGAAAGAGACUGAGCCGGAGAAGAGGCCAAAGAAGGUCUCACAGAUUCGCAUCCGGAAAACCAUUCCUAAGCCAGACCCUAACCUUACCCCCAUGGGCCUUCCUCGACCCAAAAGGUUAAAGAAAAAGGAGUUUAGUUUAGAAGAAAUAUAUACCAACAAGAAUUAUAAAUCUCCUCCUGCAAACAGGUGUUUAGAGACCAUCUUUGAGGAACCUAAGGAACGGAAUGGUACGCUCAUCUCAAUCAGCCAACAGAAGAGGAAGCGAGUUCUGGAGUUUCAGGAUUUCACAGUCCCACGAAAGAGGAGGGCUCGCGGUAAGGUCAAGGUGGCAGGCAGCUUUACCCGGGCCCAGAAGGCGGCGCUGCAGAGUCAAGAGCUGGAUGCUCUGUUGAUACAGAAACUGAUGGAACUGGAGACCUUCUUUGCCAAGGAAGAGGAGGAGCAGGAGCGGUCAUCCAGUUGUUGAGAAGUGAUUCAGGUGGGGGGGUCUCAACUUUAGACUUUCCCGGCCUCCUUGGAAGAGGUUGCCUAAUUUUGCCCUACUGCCCAAACCACUCAAAAUGCAGACUAUGGAUUUUUACCUAUUUCAAGGUGCAGCCUUUUUAGGAACUGGUGAAAGAGGGUCCUCUAACUUGUACUGCUGAGUAUAGAACCUCAGGAACGCUCCCUUUCUCCUGGAAAUGGUCCUGAAUGAUGUCGGCCUCCUCCCCACACUCUCUGCCAUCCACGGAGGAGGACACCACAUACCUUCAGUAACACUAGGUUUCCAAGGACUCACAGCAUUUGCACGUCCAUGUGAAAGUUCCGCGUUGUUUACGGUGGUGCUAGACCAAGGUUAUUUAGACAUGUGGCCUAGGGAGGGGGACCUGGCGUCCUGUCCCGUGUCUCACCGGCUCAUUUCAGUAGUUGAGGAAAGAUGAGCUGCUGUGUUUUCUAAUCCUUUGAGCCCAUCUGUCCAGAACCAGGUUGUGUGUGUGUGUGUGUGUGAGUGAGUGUGAGUGUGUGUGUGUGUGUGUGUGUGUGUGGCUUUUCCCCAUCAUUUUCUCCCCUCUGUGACUGUGGGUCACUAGUGCCAGAGGAGCCCGUCCAGGCCCCAUUCGAAGUAAGUUGCACUUUUUAAUGUGGUAGUGUUGAUUAUUUUCAUUUGUUUUAUUUCCCUUUUUUUGUUUUAAUUAUUGCUGCAUGUUUGGAGCCUUUAAAUGUGAUUUUAAAGCAGUUUUUUAAGACAUCAAGGAGAAAGACAGUACACGUCUUCAGAACACAUGACAGGCAUUUGACCUGGUUUGUCGGUGCGUGGUGUGGGGCGGCCGAGAGCCGUUUUCCCGUUGACGUGUUCAGGCAGCCCCUUCCCCGCCUCCAGCUCCUAGUGCGACUCAUUUCUCAUCUGGGUUCUCAUUCUUGCUUAAGUAGUUGUAUUUAUUUUAAUGACGGAAGUAAGAGCAGGUCUCUCCCCCAGUCAUUUAAAAAGUUGGAAGCUUGGGUGUGGUCUUAGUGGGUUUCAUCUGAAGUGGUGGUCCAUGACAGAGGCAUCCACGAUGGCUCAGGUGGUGAUUAAGCCAACCCAGAGCGUUUGCAGCUGCCAGAGCAGCCCGCUCCAUAGUGGGGAGGAGGACAGUCUGGGGUCACGAAGUUCCAUGGCCAGCCCUCUUGGAGGGCAGCUCACUGUACUUUGGGCUCCUGCGUCAGACCUACUGUAAGUUUGGUAGAAUGCCAGACAAAGGUCUCUGGGUUUCUCCGUUUCUGCCUGCAGCAGUCUGUGGGCAGAGGACCAGAAGCGUGCUGUGUGAGGCCACAAGCCCGGAAGUUUCAUUCCUUUCCCACUUAAGGCCUAUGUGCCCUUGCCUUGCUUCCCCUCCUCCCCUUCCCUUGUGUUUUAUCUUUUCUCUCUCUCUCUCUCUCUCUCUCUCUCAAAACAAGAGUGCAGAGAAUUAACAUUCCUUGGCUGGUGAGUGGGAUGCUAAGCCCAGCCUCAGGACAUUGGUCACCUCUCCCACCCUCCCAGGAGCCACUGCCGUGGAGCAGCGCCAAUGGGAACUGUCAAAGCUCCAGAGACAUUUUCGAGUCAGUCUGUGAGAGGAGUGAGUGGUGCCGUCCUGGAUCAUGUCUCCUGGGUCCCGUUGGUUUCCCUGUCUGUCAGGGGAUGGGAGGAUGGGGUGGGGGUGGGGGUUUCUAUGUGCCUUUCCUUUGCAGGUUGACAGUCUGUGCCACACUGGAGCAGAAAAACUGACAGUGCGAGAAAAAUGAAGUGCCACGUCUGUCUUGUAGGUCCAAUGCCUCAGACAGAGCAUUUAGUAAGUGAAAUACACACCUGGUGAUCCAUGGAGGCUUCUAAGGCCACAGCCACGUAGCAUUAGAGGGGAGCCUGGCUUCCGCACCAGCUCUGAACAGUGCAAACCAGAUGCUGCCAUCGUGCAUUCGCUUUGCCCAGACUGUGUAGACACGACCUGUGUUUCCCCUCAGUACCUCUCCCUUCCUGGGACAGGGUCCUUAGACACAAAUGCUUCUCUCUGUCUUUUUGCUUAAGGGAGUGAGAUGAAUUUGUGCCCUUGUACAAACGUUUUUAGGAAUCUCCUGCUGCACAGCUUGCAAACUCCCAGCAAAUCUACAGAGCCCUGUUUGCCAGCUCCAUUGCCAGUGUAGAUGGGUCUGCAACGUGGCAAGCGUGGCAGACUGAAGUUGACGUGGGUGCAGCUGUGGCAUCACCAACAUUACGGAGAUACAAUUUCAAGUUUGCCCGUUGCAGGAGUGGCACUUGUCAGGGCCAGGAGCAAUGAUUUGGAACAUUGGCGUUUGGAAUGGGGGCUUGGGGGAAGUGGAGACCUGGGUUCCUUCCUUGUCCUGGGAACAUAGGAAAAAGCUCCGCUGAGGCCAACCCUCUCCUUGUAAUUCUUGGCGUGCAUCUGGCCGAGGCCCUUCCUCAUUCCAAAGUUAAGAAGGGGCCCCCACUGCAAACUUGAAAUUGCGUACUUGAAGUUGCCAUAUCGUGUUCUAGCUGUGCUCAGCCAUACCUGUCUUAACAUCCAUUUUUACCAUUGGCCUAGCCAGCUGCAGUGCUGUCUGUGGUCCUCGGAGCCAGCCACCUGCCCAUAGCUACAGGAGGUCUGGUUCUGGGGUGGGACUUGGUACAGUUUCUGAGUAUGGGGACUUACCACCCAAAGACACUUAGUGUUCUUAAUAUGGGAAAGAGAGGAGAAAUCUCAGGUCCAAUCAGGGUUCUGCACGUCAGCUUUUCACUGAAACUUUCAACUAUUGUGUUUUCCAUCUGUCAGUUUAUAGCUAUAUUUGCCCCCCCACCUUCCCCCUCCUCUUUUCUUUUGGUUUCAUUUCUCUAUUAAUUUAAAUGUACCUCAUCACCUGUUCAAGCAGAUUAUGUCCACUUUUUUUUACUGACCUUAUUCUAAGAGCUACAGCUGAGGGAGGUACAGUGGAGAGACAUACAGCGUUUGCCUUACUCGGAGCCUGAAGAGCUCAGAAACUCAUGCUGUGAAUCCUGAAACAGCGCUCCUCCAAGAGCUGUGAAAAACAUGAUGCUUUGUCACAACUUUGCCUGAAAGGGUCUUUUGCGCGAGUGCCAGAGCCAACCUGAGGUAGAUUCCAGAUCCCACCCUCUGGGCAUGAUCCUACCCCUGUGGCUGGUUCCCUGUCUGCCAGGCUAAGGGCUGCACAGAGUGCAGGACUGGGGCUGCCGGUCCAAGGCUUGGUGCGGCCUGAUGGAAUGCAGAGCCAGUGCUCCGUCUCCAGGCUGGGAUUUCAUCUCAUAAUCAAUGUACAUCAAGAUCCGCGAAAGACGAACUUUUAGACGGUGGUACUUUUCUCCCAUUUCCUGGGGGCAGAGUAUGCAGUUGGUGCUUUCUUUAAUUCCCUUGUGUUUUGUUUCUGUAAGCUUCCCUCACCCCGGUAUCAUGGAAAGGACCUCUGAAACACCACAUCAUGGGUGGCUGUAUCCAAAGUCUUUAAGUAGUUGGCCAGAGGUGCGGAGUAUCCUUUCCUGGAUUCAUGCGAGGGAAGGGCUCCUUGCCACGACUGAACUUCCUGUAUAAAAAGCUGGCCGGGAAGAAGGCUUGAUUUACUGAAAUCAAAGUUUAGUACUAUUAUCUAGCCACAAAUUGAUCAGCAAAGGCUAUUUAUUUUUAUUGUGAAGUGAGGGCCCCCACAUAGCCUGCCAUCUAGCACAGCACUCUCUCAGAUUGGAUGUUUGUUCAUUGUGUGUCUCCACGAGCCCCUCUCUGGUGCUGAAUCGGAUUUUAAUUCUUGACAAGAGGCCUCAGCAUCAUUUCCUUGGGCUGGUCUAGGCCAGUAAAUAGCUGCCUGAAGUGUUUGUAUAUUAUCAUGGUCAAUAGUUCAGUGAAAUUUGUACAUUUUUGGUAACAUUGGCAUACAUGAUGCCCCUGCAGUUCCUUUUCUGUUUGGUAGUUUGUGACUCUAAAAUUCCCACUGUUAUGUGUGUUAAUUUAUGAAAAUAAAAAGGAAUUUUUUUUGGAAAA
This is a messenger RNA of Orcinus orca (killer whale), 10645 nucleotides long. RefSeq names its product proline rich 14 like (gene PRR14L). The record is from RefSeq and is a predicted model, not a curated record. NCBI's taxonomy places the organism in Eukaryota, Metazoa, Chordata, Mammalia, Artiodactyla, Delphinidae. The transcript is spliced from 9 exons. Bases 202 to 6627 code for a protein of 2141 amino acids.